Mus caroli (Ryukyu mouse) is the source of this 5769-nucleotide messenger RNA. RefSeq names its product KIAA0319 ortholog. Gene Ontology annotation, cellular component: plasma membrane; cytoplasmic vesicle. The record is from RefSeq and is a predicted model, not a curated record. Lineage: Eukaryota; Metazoa; Chordata; Mammalia; Rodentia; Muridae.
GCUCGCAGCGUCUGUCUGUGCAGCCGCAGGGGUGGGCAGGUGUCGCCUGCAGGUGUGCCUCGCAGGUGUCUCAACUGGACAUCAGCGGCUGGCCGAUCUGGAGUACCGCGGAGCCUGGAGAUCGCUGGGGAUGGAGUUCUAGAAGGCUACAUCUGGCUGGCUCAUCAACCAUCAAAGGGAGUGUUUCAAGUCCACUGCCCUGGAAGCCUCCUCCUGUGUGAGGCAGAAUGGUGUCCCCACCAGGAGUACUGUCUUCAUUGCUGCUGCUGGCAGCCAUGGCAGGGGGCAGUUCUCAGCAGUGCUCUGAGGGCAGGACUUACUCCGAUGCCAUCAUUUCACCUAACCCGGAAACCAUCAGAAUCAUGCGGGUGUCUCAAACCUUCUCCGUGGGAGACUGCACGGCCGCUUGCUGUGACUUGCCCACCUGUGACCUGGCCUGGUGGUUUGAGGGCAGCUGCUAUCUGGUGAACUGCAUGCGCUCAGAGAACUGCGAGCCCAGGACCACAGGCCCCAUCCGGUCUUACCUCACUUUCGUGCGCAGACCUGUCCAGAGGCCCGGGCAGCUGCUGGACUAUGGAGACAUGAUGUUGAGCAGGGGCUCCCCCUCAGGAGCUUGGGGAGACUCCCUUGAGGACCUCAGGAAGGACUUGCCCUUUCUUGGCAAAGACGGGGGACCAGAGGAAACCGCUGAGUACUCAGAUGAAUACAAAGAACUGGAGCGGGGCCUCCUGCAGCCCUCCAACCAACAAGACCCUAGAGGUAGCGCAGAAUACCCCGACUGGAGCCUGCUGCCCAGCAGCGAGGGAGGUUUCAAUGCUUCAGCUACAGGAGACAACUCAGCUGCUUCCACGGAGAAGCUGCAGGACCCUACGCCCCACCCACUGGGCCAGGAGCAGCUGCAGGCCCUGAAUGAGUCGACUUGGUCCCCUACACCCGGGCACUCUACAAUAAGCAGUGUGUGGCCUUCCUCUGCGACCCCAUUACCGACAGAGGAGGGACUGGAAGGAGAAGAGACUUUACAGCUCCAAGAACAACCGAGCAAUAGCUCUGGAAAAGAGGUUCCAAUGCCUUCCCAUAAUCCUUCACCUGCCAGCCUGGAGUCUAGCCCAGCCACGACGGAAAAAAACUCCAACUUUACAGUCACGCCACGGAGCAGAAAACACAGCACCCCAACUUUUCCUACCAGUACAGUCCUCACUGGGCUAAGCCCUCCUCCGUGGCCCUUGUCACCUACUGCUUCCAGGACAGUAAAGGCGCUUGCUGUGUCUGCUGGAGAUAACCUAGUACUAACCUUACCAGACAGAGAAGCAGAACUGAAGGCCUCUGUUGAACCAGCGCCCCCUGCAGAUACAACUUACUCCUAUGAAUGGAGUUUAAUGAACCACCCAGUAGACUUCCAAGGUAAAAUCAAACAAGAAAACAAGCCGACUCUUCACCUCUCUCAAUUAUCUGUGGGACUCUAUGCCUUCAGAGUGGCCGUUUCUAGUGAGAAUGCAUUUGGAGAAGGCUAUGUGAAUGUCACGGUUAUGCCAGCUGCAAGAGUCAACCAGCCACCUGUAGCUGUUGUUUCUCCCCAGACACAAGAGCUCAGUGUGCCUUUGACCUCAGCCCUGAUCGAUGGCAGCCAAAGUACAGAUGAUACUGAAAUAGUGAGUUACCACUGGGAAGAAGUUGACGGGCCCUUCCUAGGAGAGGAGUUUCCAGCUGACACCCCAAUCUUACAAUUGUCGAACCUAGAUCCUGGUAACUACACCUUUAGGUUGACCAUCACAGACUCGGAUGGCGCUACCAACUCCACCACUGCCUCCCUCAUCAUCCGUGAUGCCGUGGACUACCCACCUGUUGCCAAUGCAGGGCCAAAUCAGACCAUCACUUUGCCCCAAAACACCAUCGUUCUGAAUGGGAACCAGAGCAGUGACGAUCACCAGAUUGUCCUCUAUGAGUGGUUCCCAGGCCCUGGCGGUGAGAGCAAAGAGAUGAUCAUGCAGGGAGCGCAGACCCCAUACCUUCACUUGUCUGAGCUGCAGGAAGGAGAGUACACGUUUCAGCUGCUGGUGACGGAUUCCUCGGGACAGCAAUCCACCGCUUUGGUUGCUGUGACUGUCCAGGCUGAGAACAACCAGGCUCCGGUGGCCGUGGCAGGCCCCGACAAGGAGCUGGUUUUCCCGGUGCAGAGUGCUACACUGGACGGGAGCCGGAGCAGUGACGAUCACGGCAUUGUCUGCUAUCACUGGGAGCACAUCAGAGGCCCCAGUGCAGUGGAGAUGGAGAAUGUGGACAAAGCCAUAGCCACUGUCACCGGCCUUCAGGUGGGUAUCUACCACUUCCGGUUAACCGUGAGAGACCAGCAGGGUCUGAGCAGCACGUCCACCCUCACUGUGGCUGUGAAGAAGGAAAAUAACAGCCCUCCCAGAGCCCAGGCUGGUGGCAGACAUGUUCUUAUACUUCCCAAUAAUUCCAUUACUUUGGAUGGUUCAAGGUCUACUGAUGACGGAGGAAUUGUGUCCUAUCUGUGGAUCCGGGAUGGCCAGAGUCCAGCUGCUGGAGAUGUCAUUGGAGGCUCUGACCACAGGGCGGCUCUGCAGCUCACCAAUCUGGUGGAAGGCGUCUACACUUUUCACUUGCUAGUCACUGACAGUCAGGGGGCCUCGGACUCAGACACGGCCACUGUGGAGGUGCUGCCAGACCCCAAGAAGGAUGGCUUGGUGGAGUUGAUCCUGCAGGUUGGUGUUGAGCAGCUGACAGAGCAGCAGAAGGAGACUCUAGUGAGACAGCUGGCUGUGCUCCUGAACGUGCUAGACUCAGACGUGAAGGUGUUGAAGAUCCAGGCUCACACGGAUGUCAGCACUGUGAUUGUAUUUUAUGUACAGAGUGGGUCACCUUUCAAGGUUCUCAGAGCUGCUGAUGUGGCCCAGAAUCUGCACAAGCGGCUUUCCAAGGAGAAGGAGGCUUUCCUGCUUUUCAAGGUCUUGAGGGUAGACACAGCAGGGUGCCUUCUCAAGUGUUCAGGCCAUGGUCACUGUGACCCCAUCACGAAGCGCUGCAUCUGCUCCCAGCUGUGGAUGGAGAACCUCAUACAGCGGUACAUGUGGGAUGGAGAGAGCAACUGUGAGUGGAGUAUAUUCUAUGUAGCAGCUCUGGCAUUGACGCUAACAGUGCUAACUGGAGCUGUGACUUGGCUGUGCAUCUGCUGCUGCAGGAGACGGAAAAGGACUAAGAUCCGGAAGAAAACCAAGUAUACCAUCCUAGACAGCAUGGACGAACAGGAAAGAAUGGAACUGAGGCCCAAGUACGGUAUCAAGCACAGGAGCACGGAGCACAACUCCAGUCUGAUGGUGUCGGAGUCUGAGUUUGAAAGCGACCAGGACACGCUAUUCAGCCGAGAGAGGAUGGAGAGAGGGGUCCUGAAGGGUUCCCUGAAUGGCUGUGCCAGAAAUGGAGUUUCCUUCGGUUAUUACUCAAAGGACAGAUAACCGGCUGCUGUGGAGAGACCUCGUGAGCCCCCGUGGCUCAGUACUAGGCAGUGGGAGUUAAAACACAAAAGCUGUCUCCUGCUGGCCACAGUGCAGUGGCAACCCUCCCCAGGGGCCUUGUGCUGUGCUCCAAGUAGUGAUGAAAAGACCUGGGUUCUUGGAACUUUCAAGACACAAAACAAAAUCCUGCUUCUCCAACUGAUGCUCAUCAAUAGAGAAAAGGGGUGCAUAAAACCUCUGGCAUCUGCUGAAAAGUUUUGUGUCUUCUAGCAGACACUUUGUUAUAUUUAUUGUCCAUGAUGAGAUUAGGCAAACACCUAUUUCUAUUUAUAUAGCCCUGUAGGAAAGGCAAGUUAAGGAGGGUUGAUUGCUCUGUAGAAGCUGCGACUGCCUCUAAGAACCUUCCAGAAACGGCUUCUCCAGAGGACCUGCAGGAUCAGCUUGCAGUUCAUCUUUGAGGCAGGAACCUUCUGUGUGCAGCUUCCUGUCUGUGAUGCAGCCAGCUGUGGCCAGCUAGAAGGUCAGGAGCUAAGGAAGCUUCAGAAUCUAAGGACAGGAGGCAAUAGAGAUGGGGAGGGGGCGGAGGACCCUCAGGUUAAAUGUUGAAGGCCUUUAACAUUUUUCUCAUUCACUUUCUCUAAGAAAAAGAAACCACAGUGGGACUUCUUUCAGCCCCAGUGGACAUUCAGACUGACUGCUUAUUAUUGUAACUUUUACUAAAUAUGCACUGUAGCACUGCCAUGGAAAAGUGGGGAGGACUCGGUGAGCAUAGACAUUCCCAAGCUCUGAAAUAUGCUCCUAAUGAGGGGAAAGUGGUCACCAUGCUCUGACUGCCUACAGAGACUUCCCAUUGAAAUAACUGGACAGAACAUCUACCAUUUUUGCUUAGAAAUGUAUUUAAGGGACUGGAGAAAUGGCUACAUAUAAGACCUCACUGCUCUUGCAGAAGACUGUGGUUCAGUUCCUAGCACUCACAGGAUGACUUGCAACUGUCCAGAACUCCAUUUUCAGGGGUCCAGGGCCCUCUUCUGGCCUCCAGCAGCAGCGGCGGCAGCGGUGGUGGCAGCAGCAGGAAGAAUGUACAGAGUUCAUACAUGUGGGCAAAAUACUCAAGCACAUAAAAAGGAAUUAUACAAGGUCCACCAACAAAGCAGCACCCAGAGCAAUGGACUGGAGCUCAUUGCAGCCUGAGAUGUUGACUGACUUAUGGUAGUUGCCCAGGUGCCCAUGGCCCCAAGGCUGUUGGCCUUGGCGAUGCCCUUGGCAUUUAGAGAGUGGAAGAGCCAGUACUGUAGUCUUAGCUUUGGGAGAGGAGAGCAAGGUGGAACAGGAAUUCAGUGCUAGCCUUGGCUAUACAACAAGUUUGAGGGCAGCCUGGACUAUUUGAGAUCCUAUGUGUAAAAAUGAAAGAAAAAAAAAGUUAGGAGAAUUAGAAUCACAGCUUAAAUUUUAGUAAUUGUUUGUUCUGGAAUUUUCUAUUUCUGAGCUAUAGUUAACUGAAAACUCAAAAAAAAUCAGUGAGCUCAGUAUAUUAUAACUUUACUGGUGGAAUGAUGGAAUUAAAAUGUAUAGGAAUGUACUUUUAUUUUAAAAGUAGUAUGUUUAUAUCUAUAUAUUAUAGUUCAACAUUAUCUAUAAUGUUAGAGGAGCAGUGAUUUUUUUUUUAAAGCACUAGUAUUUAGCUCCAUACACAGAAUCUUCCCUAUCCACAGACCAGGCUGAUGCUAUUUUCGUGGGUAACUGGACAUUUUUGGCACAGAGAAUCCAGCCCAAGUUGGAACAAUAGAGCAAGGUGCUGAAGCCUGUGACCCCUGCUGCUUUCUGUGCACAAGUGUACUCACUCCUAGUUGACCUUUCCAAUUCAUCUUGAAAGAAAGCGUUCCUAUGUCGUAGACACCCACUGAAAGUCCAGAGAGCAUAAGUAAUUUUCACAGGGUCAGAGUCAGUGGUGGAUCUGGGAAUCGAGUGCCGAGACCUACUUCCCAAUGCACGAAGUAGUCCAGGCAUGUUGGAGGGCAAAUCCUGGAGAACCUUCUAGACCCCUGAAAGUUCUGUUGCUACGAUGAUGAGGAAAGCUUCGAGUGUGUCUGGAAGCUAAAGACAAAGUGCGAGGUCAUGGACCUGGUGUCUUCCUCUGGAGCACACUAUAAGCCACCCUCCCUCUAGGUUUGCAGUGGGUUUGCUGGUUCUGUUCCUGCCUGAUCUCAGCCUGGUCUCUCUGACCCACCCAUCACAAAAGAACCUUGACUCUAUAGUGAACCAGAAAUAAACAUCACAAUGGUUACUGGAAAAUGGA